AUUUUUUUUUAUUUUGUUUUGAUUACAGUGUUUGUGUUCCUUGAUAUCAUUGGGCAUAGUACAAUCCAUUUUUAAUGAACAAAAUAUAAUUCAUUGAAAUGCAUUCCAAAGUGGACACAAAAAACCAAUAUGUUCCCCGUGUAAAUCAGAUUGAUGCCAUAAAUUUAAACAAAGAUAUUACACGACUGAUAAGAGAUAAUCUUUUGGAGAAUUUACAGGCCAUUUCGCCCGUUUUGUUUGUAAGAAUACAACCUGAAUUGGAUUUAAUUAUACAGUCUGCACUUUGGUUUGGCUCGGUGGGAAAACGUUGCUCCACUUUUGGCCAACAAUUGCUGGUUUUAGCUUACGAUUCCGAACGUUUAACAAUAUCCCGUUUGGUUUUACAUUUUUGCUUAACUGUUCUACCGAGUUAUGUCAAGAGUUUAGAAGAACGCAGACUAAAUAGACGUUUUGAAUGGUUACAUAAAUGUUUGGAAUAUGGCGAGAAUGCUGCUCUGGUUUUAUCCGUAUUAAAUUUCUUUAGAUUUCUCAAAACCGGUCGAAAGCCCACAUUAAUUGACUUCUUUUUGGGAUUAGACUAUGUAAGUCUACGUCAUAACCAGCGAAGAGAUAUUGGUUAUAAAUAUUUGACCAGAGAAUUACUUUGGGGUGGAUUUAUGGAAAUCUUGGGAUUGGUUUUACCAAUUAUAAAUUUUCGGAAAUUGCAACGUAUAGGUAAAAGUCUAUUAAGUUUCAAAACAGCAUCAAGUCCUGUGGAUACCCAGCAGCAGCCUUUACAAGUAAAACCUAAACUUUUGCCUUCAUCUGCGUGUGUAUAUUGUGGCGAGCGUCCCACUUUACCCCAUUAUAUGGGUUGUGAACAUAUCUAUUGUUAUUAUUGUUUGACCGCUAAUAUAACUACAGAUUCAAAGUUUUCCUGUGUAGUAUGUGAUAAUCCUGUUUCUACUGAAGGCAUUCAGCCUGUAUGAGAUACAUAGUACCUACCAUAUUUUCCUUGUCUAGUUUUUAAGAAAUCGAGAUGGGACUUUAAUGCAUAUUAUAAAAAAACAUUCUUAUUUAAAAA
Messenger RNA from Lucilia cuprina (Australian sheep blowfly), 1063 nucleotides. RefSeq names its product peroxisome biogenesis factor 2 (gene Pex2). Gene Ontology annotation, biological process: protein import into peroxisome matrix. Gene Ontology annotation, cellular component: peroxisomal membrane. Bases 99 to 968 code for a protein of 289 amino acids. The record is from RefSeq and is a predicted model, not a curated record. The transcript is spliced from 4 exons. Lineage: Eukaryota; Metazoa; Arthropoda; Insecta; Diptera; Calliphoridae. Gene Ontology annotation, molecular function: zinc ion binding.